GUGUUGGAAUGUGGCAGCAGAUGCGGAUGAACCAGGGAAGUGGACUUGCGGGAGCAGGUCUGGCGGGGGUAGGAAGAGGCCUAGGAGGAGCAGGCCAAGGAGGCGAUGAGAGUAUGACUCCGCCGGGUGUGAUUCGACCGCCGGAGACGGGAGCGGAGACGGGAAUGUUGGGGAGCUAUCCGCCGCCACAGACAAUCACUGCUUCUUUACGUGCUCAACAGGCUCAACAUGCUCAACAUGCCCAAGUCGCAGAUUGGGUCCAUCAGCAAUUGCCUCGGCAGAAUCAGAUGCAGCAGGGAAGUGAGAUACAAGUGCUAGCGUCGCCGACUGGUCAUGUACCGGUCACACUCUACAGACGGCAGCAGCAGCAGGAGGCUAUGGUGGGAACGACGGCACAGUGGAAUUCGCCUCCGUAUGUCAGGCCGGCGGCGGGUACGACGGCAUUGGGGAUGGCUAGGGGUAACAGCGGAGAAAAUACGGAGAAGGAGGAAUAGUAUUACUAAGAGUUGUGGUUUUUUGGGUGGUGAUUUGCAUUGCAAAGUACACGUCGCUAUAACUAAUUGGGUUGCAUCUUAGCUUGGGUCGCAAGACAUCCAUAUGGAAGUUAUGAAAAAAGAGCAUCUAUACAAAAGCUUUUGGUCUUUUUUUCGUUAGGAC
This is a messenger RNA of Saitoella complicata NRRL Y-17804, 657 nucleotides long. RefSeq lists its product as uncharacterized. NCBI's taxonomy places the organism in Eukaryota, Fungi, Ascomycota, Saitoellomycetes, Saitoellales, Saitoellaceae. The record is from RefSeq and is a predicted model, not a curated record. The transcript has a single exon. The coding region runs from base 9 to 494 and encodes 161 amino acids.